Molecule: messenger RNA, 563 nt
Organism: Macrosteles quadrilineatus (aster leafhopper)
Lineage: Eukaryota; Metazoa; Arthropoda; Insecta; Hemiptera; Cicadellidae
Exons: 3
Coding region: 51-563 (170 amino acids)
Source: RefSeq, a predicted model, not a curated record
CAGAGCUCCAAAUGUUUGUGCGCGUCUAGUUCGACCCGUAUACCUGUAAAAUGAAACUACUCGUAAUAUUGACUGUGGUUUUUGGAUCAUUACUGGAAGAUGCAGAUUAUGAAAGCGAGCUAUUACCAACGGACGUCUACGAAAUCAUCGAAUUUCACCUUCAUGGUGAUCCUGUUGGAAACCCUGUCUCAACCGAUUUUAAAACUGAUCAAAACCUCAAGCUCAAGUGCCAACAAUACAACAAGAUCCCGACCGACGGUUCUACAAUAGCAGUAGGAUUUAUUAUGUAUGGAGAUAUAAUCUUGGAAAAGUUACCCCUAGACACUUGUACGACCGGAGUUGAAGGAAUAUACAUCAACACAAAGAAAAGAAAGACUUAUGAAGAUGCAACCAAAGAAUUUACACUCGUGUUUAAAAAGAAAGAUGGGAACUGCUUUGAAAUGGACAUUGGGUUUUGUUACAGUUUGAUUCUCAAAGAGCAAGCUACUAUUCGUCGUUAUGCUCCUAGUGGAGUCAAUUGUCCAAAUGAAUGGACUAGUGAAGCUGAAUUGGAAGCGCCUUAG